This is a messenger RNA of Dermacentor andersoni, 1100 nucleotides long. RefSeq names its product putative acid phosphatase 5. The record is from RefSeq and is a predicted model, not a curated record. Gene Ontology annotation, molecular function: phosphatase activity. NCBI's taxonomy places the organism in Eukaryota, Metazoa, Arthropoda, Arachnida, Ixodida, Ixodidae. Gene Ontology annotation, biological process: dephosphorylation.
UCGCUCUCCUUGUCCCCUGAAAUCUGGCGAGACCAGGAUGGACGUCCGCACUUCCGCCGCACCCAGAGGUGUGCAAGCGCCCGACAACCUUCUGUACGUUUUCGUCAUAAGCCGGCACGGCCAGAGGACGCCCAUCAUGUGUUGCAAGAACCUACCAAAGAACGUCCCCGAAGGUCACGGCCAACUCACCAAGGCAGGCCACGAGCAGGCCUUCAAACUGGGCCAGCUCUUGCGGGCCCGAUACAAGGGAUUCUUGGAGGCCGACGAGCCCGAUCAACUGCUGGCGACCCACAUACGCUUACAACGGUGUCGCGAGAGCCUGGUCGAGACCCUAACGGGCCUUGCCGUUCCCACAGCGACGCCGCCCGAGGUCGAUCCGACGCGCUAUGACCUGCUGUUUCAGGCGAGCGUGAUCGAGAACAUCGACGCAGUGCUGCAAGCGCCCGGUCGAGGCGACUUCCUGUCCAUGGGACAGCUUCUCGCUUUCAUCGCGGAGAAGGCGGGGGCGCCUACGCGCCAGAAGAGGGAGAAGUUUCUGGUCAUGGACAGCCUGAUGACGUACGUGUCCAUCGGAAACCCGAUCCCCGCCUGGGCGGAGCCCAUUUGGAACGACCUGAUCGCUGCGGAUCGCAAGAUGUUCGGCUUGGUGCUUUCGGGCAACGAGCUCUGGUACGCCGCCAACGUGCUCGGCCGAGUCGAGGAGACGCUCUCGCAGAAGUUUGAGAAGGGAGUCCAGCGUCCCGACAGGAUGCACGCCUUCUCCAUGUCGGACUCGAGCGUCUACUCGACGCUCAAGCUGCUCAACGACUCUUACGACGACCACCCUCGUUUCUGCGCCAGCGUCGUUUUCGAGGUGUUCGAGGACAGCUCGAAAGUGAAGCGCGUGCAGGUUCUUUCCACGGGGCCUGAGGAGGACCCGAAGUUGGUGGCGAUGGAUAAAUUGAAGAACCCAUGCGAGUUGAAAGAGUUCCUCGACUUCCUUCGCGCCAUCCUAAAGACUUAAGCGGGUAAGGUGUCAAGCCGACACAAUUUGAAUUGUGUACACUUUGUGCCAGUCGCGCUACUUAUGCUGGGCCUCCUGCAAUUAUGCCUCCAUGACA